Messenger RNA from Staurois parvus, 256 nucleotides. The record is from the annotation of a GenBank genome assembly. NCBI's taxonomy places the organism in Eukaryota, Metazoa, Chordata, Amphibia, Anura, Ranidae.
GCCCAUCUGUAUCAUGUGAUGAGCUUUGCCCAAUCACAGCUAAUCGCAACAAAAGACUGAAUGAAUCAGUUCAGGGGCGAACUGACAACUGAUGGGGCCCCCGGCAAUAGGGGAUUAUGGGGCCCCUGUGUCCUUGCCCAAACUCAAAAAAGCCGAUGAAAAAGGUACCAGGGGCAUCUCAUGGGGCCCCCUACUGACCCCCGGGCCUUCGGGCAGUGCCGGAGUUUCCAAAUGGUCAAUCCGCCCCUGCAUGGAA